This is a messenger RNA of Dermacentor silvarum, 2095 nucleotides long. RefSeq names its product zinc finger SWIM domain-containing protein 1-like. The transcript is spliced from 2 exons. The coding region runs from base 439 to 2043 and encodes 534 amino acids. NCBI's taxonomy places the organism in Eukaryota, Metazoa, Arthropoda, Arachnida, Ixodida, Ixodidae. The record is from RefSeq and is a predicted model, not a curated record. Gene Ontology annotation, molecular function: zinc ion binding.
AGUGCGAGCAAUCCUGGCACAGAGGCUGGUGACCUUAACAAAGCUGGGUGCAUUGCUUCCACGCGACAUAGGUGUUGUGAGGCUGCUUUGACAUCCAGCUGCAGGCCUGCCAGCUCUGAUGCCCAGGCUGUUUGUGAAGGUGCCGGUGCCAACACCAGAGUUCCUAAUCCUGUGAAUGUAUUGCAUGGUGGAGGAGGCAAAGUUUACUUGAAUGCAACAUUUGAUAACUUUAUUUCUUUUAGGCAAAGCUUUGAUGAGUGGUGCAGAGAGGGCAAGCACAUAGUCACAAUAAAUAAGUCUCAAAAAAGUCCAUUUGCAACAGAAUCUAAAGAGUUUGAGUAUAUUAGGAUUUCAUAUUGCUGUGUUCAUGGUCGUCCCAUAAAACCAAAAGGCACAGGAAAGCGACCCAAGCAAGCAUACAAUGGUACUGGUUGUGAAAUGGCAGUAUCGGUGAGCCUGUGGAAAUCGCCUACUCUGCACUAUAAGAUAAUCAAGCUGCAAACUAAGCAUAAUCACACAACGAAUUAUUAUGACUUGUAUCCUCAUAGCAGGCUUCUGAACGAUGCAGAGAAGGCAGAAUUCUUUGAUUUUGCCAAAUGUAAUAUUGGCCCAAAGCAUUUUAAAAAUUUGGUCGAACAGAAAACAGGCAAGAAGUUAACUACGAAAGAUGUUAACAAUUACAAGCAAAGGUUUUCUAUUCCUAUUCGCAACGAGCAGGCUCACGGAGAAAUGGUUUUAGAAAAAAUACACACCUUGUUAGCAAAUAAUCCAAACUGGGUCAUUCACUAUGAAAAAAAUCAAAAUAAUAACCUGCAAUUUGUGCUGCUUCAGGCAACGCACAUGCGUGAGAUUUUGGAAAAGUAUCCAGAAAUUUUAUUUAUUGAUGGAACAUAUAAAGUAAAUAUUGAAGGCUAUAUCUUGUACUCUAUUUUGAUUGAAGACGGUGGAGGUCGUGGGAGACCUGUGUGCUAUGCCUUUUUACGAAAUGAAACGACUGAAAUUGUGCAGGCUAUGUUUGCCAAGUUCGCAGAUUUUAACCCGUUUGUUGUGUCGGCUUGCAGAGUAGUCAUGAUAGAUAAAGAUAUGAAUGAGCUACGCAUUUUGACCAAGAUUCUUCCUAAUUCUGAAAUUUUGUUGUGUACAUGGCAUGUGCUGCACUGCUUUCAGCAAAAGGUAAAUGAGAAAGCUAGACUCCAGCGUGAUCAGUUACUUCCUCUCCUAAAAAAAAUUGUUUAUUCCUUCACGGUACAGGACUACUUAGACAGGCUUGCUGAGCUCGAAGCUAUGGCUUCUAAAGAUUUUAUUUCUUAUUACAUGCAGAACUGGCACUCCUGUAAAGAAAUGUGGGUACAUGCAUAUCGGCAAAAACUGCCUACAUUUGGUAAUAACACAAAUAAUCGCAUUGAGUCUCACAAUCAAAAGAUUAAAAGUUAUCUCACUUCAAGCAUGCAUUUGGUUCAAGCCAUAGAAGCAUUAGUAAGUUAUAUUGACACAGAUUUCUUAUCUCUAAAAUUUUCCAAGUUUAAGGAAAUGAAGCUGAACCUAAAUAUAAAUGAUGCCAUUGAGCCAUUUCAGCUAGCCUUGUCCCGUAAUUGUACUUCUGAGGCCACAGGUAAAGUACUAGAGCAGUAUGAACGGUUUAAAAAGGUAGAUUAUCUGGUCACGUCCACCACUAAUUCUUAUGUAGUGGCAUCUGCAAGUUCUGAGCACAGUGUUUCAUUAUGCCUGACGCGUUGCAUGUGUGCUUUUUAUAAUCAGUACAGUUUGCCUUGUGCCCACAUUUUAGCAGCUCGCCAUUUUGCCCAGCAAGACCUUUUCGACAAAGCAUGCAUACCGGACAGGUGGUGCAAGGAUCAUUUCCUGAGCGACAGCUGCAUGGCCUCUGGUGCCACACCAGUAGUGACAAGCAGCAUUCAGAUGCCACCAUCUGUGAAGCUGGACACUGUACAAGAAAAAUGUACCACCUGCGUGCAUUCACUACCAUCAAGUCAUCAGGAACGCGUGCACCUCUAUGUGAAUUGUACGCUAUUUUGUCUAAGAUGAAAAAUCAGACUUGUAUAGUUUGCUGUAAUGGUUCUGCCAAUAAAAGUUUGGU